Lampris incognitus (smalleye Pacific opah) is the source of this 3584-nucleotide messenger RNA. RefSeq names its product MPN domain containing (gene mpnd). The transcript is spliced from 13 exons. The coding region runs from base 464 to 1828 and encodes 454 amino acids. Gene Ontology annotation, molecular function: polyubiquitin modification-dependent protein binding; metallopeptidase activity. NCBI's taxonomy places the organism in Eukaryota, Metazoa, Chordata, Actinopteri, Lampriformes, Lampridae. Gene Ontology annotation, cellular component: BRCA1-A complex; BRISC complex. Gene Ontology annotation, biological process: double-strand break repair. The record is from RefSeq and is a predicted model, not a curated record.
CACUCUCAUUAAGACGUCUCUCUCUCUCUCUCUCUCUCUCGCUCGCUCGCUCUCUAAGACCCACAAAUCUAUGUCGGCGUUUCGCCACGAUUUAAAUCCUAACGGACAUGUGAACGGCGGCAGAUGGACCGGCAAGGCAACGCAAUGAGACAAAAAGGUUUAGAACACGGGGAGAGUGACAACGGCGGGGCGCGAGGGAGAAAGAAAGGGGAGGGGAGAACUGACAUUAAAGCAACACAACAAGGAAACUACGCCGCAGAGACGCACGGACGCCUUCAUUUUAUGUUGUUUUGAAUAAAAGCCCGGAGCCGGUGUGGCGAAGUGCAUUUAAAAAAUUUUUUUUUUUUUUGCAAAAUCUUCUCCGAGAUCACCCUCACGGCACCCCCAAAGUGCCCUAAAAAAAAGGAAAACACCUUUCGGACGGGAGUUGGACUCGAAGGCGCCCCGCGACGCUUCCAGAGACAUGGGCUCAGAGCCGCCCAGCUCUCCACAGGUGGUGGAGGACGGAGGAGAGGAAGAUGAGGAGGAGAUGAGCGGAGGAGAGGAGGCAGACCUGCGGUCCAGCUCCGGCCGUGGCUCCCUGUUAACCAGGAGAGGGAUCACCCUGCGAGUGCUCCUCAAAGACGGCCUGGUGGAGCCCGGGGAUGGCGUGCUGUCCAUACACUACCUGGGUAAGAAGUUUGUGGGAGACCUGCUGAAUGAUGGGAAAAUCCGCUGGGUUGAGACUGGCCAGAUCUUCAACUCUCCCAGUGCCUGGGCAACACACUGUAAACGUCUUGUCAACCCGGCCAAGAAGUCUGGCUGUGGCUGGGCGUCAGUCCGCUACCGGGGACAGAAGCUGGUCCAGUACAAAACCAGCUGGCUGCACAAAUACCAGCCCAGUGCAGACAUGAGCCUGGUUAGUGAAGAAGAAGAUGAUGAGGAUGAAGAGGAAGGCAAGACAGCUGUGCCAGCAGACGACAAGAACAAAAAUACCAAACCUGGGUUGCAUGACAUCAUGGUGCCGAGGAGAACCGACAGAGAGAGAAUUCCUGUCAGAUACUGCAGCUUGGGCACCAGGGAUGCUGCAAGAGAUUCACACACACUAGUUGAGUUAUCAGCUUUCUCAGCCAUCAACAGAUUUCAGCCUUUCAACGUAGCUGUGUCCAGUAAUGUACUGCUGCUAAUGGACUUCCAUUGUCACUUGACCACCAGUGAAGUGGUGGGUUAUCUGGGAGGACGAUGGGAUACUAACACACAGUUGCUGACUGUAUUAAGGGCCUUCCCAUGUCGAACCCGACUGGGAGACAGAGAAUCUGCCUCUGCUGUGGAGGAGGAAAUCUGCCAGAACCUGUUCAUGCGCGGUCUGUCAUUGGUGGGCUGGUACCACAGUCACCCGCGAGGUCCGGCCCUCCCAUCACUUCAGGACAUUGACUCCCAGAUGGACCACCAGCUGAGGUUGCAGGGCUCCAACAACGGCUUCCAGCCUUGCUUAGGGAUCAUCUGUGGCCCUUAUUACCACGGCAACCAGGGCGUGGCGUCCACCAUUACACCGUUCUGGGUAGUGCCACCGCCUGAGCAACGGCCCAAUGACUACGGCAUCCCAGUGGCUGUGGAGGUUACCUACGUACAGGACAACUUUCUCACCAGCGAUGUCCUCAAUGAGAUGAUGCUGCUGAUUAACUACUACAGGGGAGCACCCGACCUUGUCCAGUUCAGCCAGCACUGGUGUCCCAAUACUACAAUGAUGGACAAGAUCAAGGGCUCUUUGAGUGGCCAUGCUCCAAAAGACCAGGCCUACUCCCAGAUCCUAGAGCACGUCUACAGCCAGCUGACCAACAUGCAGUGAGCCAACCCCUCUGCAUGUGUGAGUGUGUGCCUGUCAAUCCAUUUCAAGUUGUUCCCUCGUUGUUUGCAUUUGUGCACUUCCCUUUACGGAUCCGACGGGUCUAGUGUUAUGAACAUACAAUGUGAAGACUGCUUGAUUAAUUACUGCACACAUGCCUCAAAUGCUGUUUAGCAUUAUUUUACAGAUUCGCCAGUAAACCUCUGACAGUUGUUGCCACAUUUACUUAUUCACACCACUUUUUGUUUUUUGUUUGCUUUUUUUAUAUACUUCAUCCAUCCAUGAAAACAAGCAAAAUUACUAGAACUGGCAAAACUUUGUCUUGUUUGAUAUGGACUUCUGCGUCUACAAAAAUACAACAUUUCAUAAUUUACCUCAAUUAGUUGCCUAACUGCAGGAAGUAACCCGUCAUGACACAAUGUUUACAUGCGCUAUAAACAGAAUCAAGUCACUUGCUAAAUUGACCCAAGAUAGUGACAUCCCUAUCGAUACCUUAUUCCAAGCAAUAGAGUCAGAAAAAAAGAGUCUACUGCCUGUUAAAACAGACAUUAUACCAAAGUUGAACGUUUUUGGAGGGAACUAAAGAGAAUAGCGGCACGGUGGCACAGUGGUUAGCACGGUCGCCUCACAGCAAGAAGGUCCUGGGUUCGAGCCCUGGUGUAGUCCAACCUCGGGGGCCGUCCCGGGUCGUCCUCUGUGUGGAGCUUGCAUGUUCUCCCCGUGUCUGCGUGGGUUUCCUCCGGGUGCUCCGGUUUCUUCCCACAGUCCAAAGACAUGUAGGUCAGGUGAAUCAGUCAUACUAAAUUGUCCCUAGGUGUGAAUGUGUGUGUGUGUGUGUGUGUGUGUGUGUGUGUGUGUGUGUGUCGGCCCUGUGAUGGACUGGUGGCCUGUCCAGGAUGUCUCCCCGCCUGCCGCCCAAUGACUGCUGGGAUAGGCUCCAGCAUCCCCGCAACCCUGAGAGCAGGAUAAGCGGCUUGGAUAAUGGCUGGAUGGAACUAAAGAGAAUAGUUUUGGGCUAGAAACCAUCCCAUCUGUCUGUUUGCAUGCACACUGGGCUCUAACACGUGGUUGUAAUGUGCCAGUCUGCCAGCUUUGUGUGAACAGAUGAUGCCAGAUAUAAGCAUUACAGUGCAAAACUGAAUGUGCAACAAUUGCCUUUACGAAAAAAAAAGUGGUGCUUUGGUUUGAAAAACACAAACAAGCAUUAAACUCAAGUAUGUGUUGAAGUGUUAAAUUUGGCUUAACACCUCACAAUUAAAAAUAUUUUCUAUUCAAGUAUCAUUCCCUUUGAUGAAGCAAAAGCUGUCGAGCAUGCUAUCUCCACUCUGGUCUUCCAUCGCUCUUAGUAUUUCAGCCGAGAGUCAGUCUUGCUGAACUUAUCAGGAUUACUUCAGUGACUUUUGAAAGUAUGUUUUUGUGUCCCUCAAGUCUACCGGGUGGGAGAUUACAUUCUGGUAAAAGUCAUUUUAUUCUAUGGUGCUCAUCAAAUAUAAUUGAUUAUCUUAUCGGGUGUUUCAUUAAACUGGGCUAGUAUGCGUGCUGUGUGUGUUCCUGUAUGGUCGCUUUUUUUUUUUUGCUGUGAGAACCCAACCCUUUUGGUUGUUAAGAGUAUAUCUCCUCCUCUUUACCUGUACUGUAUUUAUUAACACUUGUAGAUUGUGUGAUGUAAAAUAUGAAGACAAAAAUGCCUUAAGCCUGCUGACUGAUGAUCUAGAAACCAUUCAAAUACACACACUGGAACUAAUAAAAGAUGACUGAU